This is a messenger RNA of Bufo bufo (common toad), 447 nucleotides long. RefSeq names its product protein phosphatase 1 regulatory subunit 17 (gene PPP1R17). NCBI's taxonomy places the organism in Eukaryota, Metazoa, Chordata, Amphibia, Anura, Bufonidae. The transcript has 4 exons. Bases 1 to 447 code for a protein of 148 amino acids. Gene Ontology annotation, biological process: regulation of phosphatase activity. The record is from RefSeq and is a predicted model, not a curated record. Gene Ontology annotation, molecular function: protein phosphatase inhibitor activity.
AUGUCAACAGAAUGUGUGUCGCCAUUGGAUCUCUCAGAAGACAUGUUGGAUAAGCAAGGACAGCACUGUAAGCUUUUAGACAACCUUUCUGAGCAACUGAGGAGGAAUUGUGAUAUUCAGAUGAAAGUGAGGAAAGGAAAAACGGAUACUACUUCCCAGAACAAUGAAAUGGAUCUAAAACAACCCAGGAGAAAAGACACACCAGCCCUACACAAGCCGCCAUUUAUUCCAGAUUUUUCAGAGCUGCUAUUAAAAAGGUUUGAUGAAGUGGAAAAACAACAAAAGAAUAUGAAAAUACCAUCUCUCCUAAAUAAAGAUGCAGAGUUGAGAAAACCAAGGAGGAAAGACACCCCUGCACUGCACACUUCACCACUGCUCCCAGGUGCAAAAUCUAUGAAAGAAGACAGGGGAACCAUUAUUGUGGAGAGUGAAGAAAGCGAUGGUUAA